AUGAAGAGAAACAACAUCCACCACCACGACGACGAAGAGCCACAGAUCGAUGAAGAUGAUCAUCAAGUCAUGAAUCAGAACAACCAUGGCGAAGAAGAGGAAGACGUUAACGAUAAUCACUACGACUAUGACGAUGGCUUCUUGACUGAUGGCGGCGAUGAUGAUGAAGACGAACCAAUGCAACAUAGUGAUGAAGAUCAUGAAGAUGAUUUCAAUCUCCACGAAGACGACUAUCAGCUUCUCCAGGAAAACGAAAAAAACCUCCAGAAGAAGUUUAAACGUCUAAAGAAAAAGUCUGACGAUGAUUAUGAUGAACUGAAUGACUUCAUUGUUGAUGAAGAUGAUGGAGUGAGGAACGUUAUUAUCAAGAAGAGGAAAUACAUGCAAGGAUCUGAUUCGAAAGCUUUUCACGAUGUAUUUGGUGAUCCUGAAGAGAUGUUGAAACUCCGUGAAAAAGAUUUGGCCUCUAGGAUUGAGGAUGAAGUGGAACCACCUCUUCUCUCUGAGAGAGAUGUUCAAAUCCGGAAGCUUGAUGUUCCCGAGAGGAUUCAGUUAUUUGAAGAAGCCACUGAAAUAGAUGAAAUCAACAUUGAGGAAGAGAGCAAUUGGAUUCAUGCUCAACUAGUUCAUGAAGAAGCUGUUCCGGAGAAGGACGACAUUUCGAGAUUCUUGGAGCUAUAUCACGUUCACAAGUUAGAUAUACCUUUUAUAGCUAUGUACCGGAAAGAGCAAUGCCGGAGUUUAUUAGAUGAUGAUGAUGAUAAUCCUGAGACCACCAAGUGGCAUAAGGUUUUGUGGAUGAUUCAUGAUUUGGAUAGAAAGUGGCUUCUUCUUCGGAAAAGGAAAACGUCUCUCCUUGGUUACUUUAAAAAACAAACUAGUCUUCUGCAUCAUCAGAAUGUUUUUGAGUCGGCUAUCAAGUCUCUUGAAGCUGCGGAAACAGAGAGGGAAGUCGAUGAUGUAGACUCCAAGUUCAGUUUAUGUUUUCCUGUUGGUGAAGGGCAGUACAAGAGGCCUAACAGGACAUCACAGUACAGCGUCUGCGUCAAAUCCGGCCUCCGAGAAGUUGUGAGCAAGUUCGGGUACAGCGCGGAGAAACUGGGGCGAGCGUUGUCUCUAGAAGAAAUACUUGUUGAUGAGAUGGAAGAUGCAAAGGAAACACCAGAGGAGACGGCGUUGAGCUAUGUGUGUGCGAUGUUUGGAGACUCUCAAGCUGUUCUUAAAGGCGCACGGCAUAUGGCUGCGGUUGAGAUCAGUUGCGAUCCACUGAUAAAAAAGUAUGUCCGGACGAUUUAUAUGGAGAACGCAGUAGUCUCGACAAGGCCAACACAAGAUGGGAAUGUAGUGAUGGAUAAUUCUUACCAUCGGUUUUCUGGUGUUAAGUGGUUGCGGGAAAAGCCACUAAACAAGUUUGAAGGUGUUACACAAUGGCUUCUCAUUCAGAAGGCAGAAGAGGAGAAGCUUCUUCAAGUGAUCUUCAAGCUGCCCGAGAGUUGCAUGAAUAGGCUAAUCAGAGAUUUCAGUGAACACUAUCUUAGUAAUGGUGUAAGUAAGUAUGCUCAGCUCUGGAAUGAGCAGAGGAGAUUGAUACUUGAGGACGCCGUUCAUGGCUUUCUUUUGCCAGCAAUGGAGAAAGAAGCAAGACUGUUUCUAACUAGUAGAGCAAAGUCCCUGCUGCUUUCGGAUUAUGGACAGGUUCUAUGGAACAAAGCGUCUUCAGGACCAUACCGAAAGGAAGACGAUGAUGUCCCGAGGGUCCUAGCGUGUUGUUGGGGACCUGGAAACCCACAAACUACCUUUGCGAUGCUUGAUGCAUCAGGAGAACUGCUUGAUGUGCUUUACACACGAUACAUCGGGUCGCGAGAUGAAGAGGAUAGGAAACGUAAGAAGGACGACUACCGUGGUCUUUCGAAGUUUAUAAAGGAGCACCAACCUGAUGUUGUGGCUCUAGGAGCUGUGAAUAUGAGCUGUGUUCGUUUAAAAGACGAUAUUUAUGAAGUUAUAUUCGAAAUAAUGGAGGAAAUGUUGGAGGGAAUGUUGACGUUUGAUUUGCCUCUUGUUUACGCAGACGAAUCUCUCCCCAGGCAGUACGAAAACUCCGGGAUAUCAAGUGAACAGCUUCCUGGACAGCCAGGGAUUGUGAGACGUGCAGUGGCUAUUGGUCGGUAUCUACAGAAUCCAUUAGCUAUGAUUGCGACCCUAUGCGGUCCAGGUAAAGAAGUCCUGUCUUGGAAACUUCAUUCUUUGCAAGAUCUUCUUGAGCCAGACGAGAGGUAUAAGAUGGUUGAACAGGUUAUGGUUGAUGUAACGAAUCAAGUUGGAAUAAACGUUAAUUUUUCCGCGAGACAUGAGUGGAGUUUUUCUCCUUUACAGUUUGUUUCCGGACUUGGACCUAGGAAAGCUUCGUUGUUGCAGAGAUCUCUUGUUAGAGCUGGUUCGGUUUUUUCCCGCAAGGAGCUGAUGAUAAAUCAUGGGCUUGGUGAAAAGGUGUUUACUAACGCUGCUGGUUUCUUGAGGAUCUCUAGAACCGAGCUGGCUUGUAAUAGCAACCGAGACAUGGAUCUUUUGGAUGAUACUAGAAUACAUCCUGAAUCAUACAGACUUGCGCAAGAGUUGGAGAAAGAUGUUUAUGAUCAAGAUCCUGAUCUAUCGGCUUCUUUGAGAAGAAUCGAUAUUGAUGAGUAUUUGAGAUGCAAGAAACAGGAGAAUAAGAAGGAAACUUAUGUUGAUAUCACGAGAGAGUUAACCUGUGGUUUUCAGGAUUACCGGAGUCGGUUUAAAGAAAUAAGUCAAGAUGAAGAGUUUAAUAUGAUCUCUGGAGAAACAAUAGGAGAAGGGAGAAUUGUGGAAGCCACUGUUAAGAGAGUAACUAGUGGAAAAGCCAUAUGUGUUUUAGAUUGUGGAUUAAAGGGGAUACUAAUGAAGGAAGAUUACUCAGACGAUGAUGGAAAAGAUAUAUUGGAUUUGUCUAACAAGCUGUGUGAAGGCGAUGUCCUUACUUGCAAGAUACGUGGGGUUCAGAAAAACAGGUAUUUUGUGUUCCUUAGCUGCAAAGAAAGUGAAAUGAAACUCAAGAGGAAUGUCGGGGAAGUGGAUGAUUAUUAUUACCACGAGUAUGAGGAUCAAAAUAGUGUCGUGUCCGAGAAAAAGAAAACUGUUAAAGCGAAGAAUCAGUUUAAGCAUAGGAUGAUUGUUCAUCCUCGGUUUCAGAACAUCACUGCUGAAGAAGCAAGAGUGUAUUUAUCUGAUAAGAAUAAUGGAGAAAGCAUUAUUCGUCCAAGCUCGCGAGGGUGCAAUUAUCUGACUUUGAUGAUCAAGAUUUUCGAUAAUGUGUAUGUUCACAAGGAGAUCUUCGAAGGUGAGAAGGAGAAAGUGAGCUUACAAAGUAUUGGAAAAACACUGAAAAUUGGAGACGAAACCUUCGAGGAUAUCGAUGAGGUAAUGUAUCGGUACGUUGAUCCUUUUGUAGUUCAUCUCAUGACAAUGCUUAGCUACCGGAAGUUCCGGAAUGGGACAAAGUCGGAAAUAGAUAGUCUUCUUCGGUCUGAGAAGGAGCAAACUCCGACAAUGGUAGUUUACUGUUUUGGGGUAUCACUUGAGUAUCCAGGCAGCUUUGUAUUGUCUUACGUACGGUCCGCGAAUCCCCACCAUGAGUAUAUUGGUUUAUCUCCCAAAGGAUUCAAGUUCAGGAAAAGGAUGUUUGGCGAUGUUGACAAGCUUGUAUCUUAUUUCAAGAGGCAUAUUAAAGCUGAUCCAGAGCUUUACUAAUCAGUGGUAUCACAUUAGAUUGUUCUUGAGGUUAUUGGCUCUGUGUUGACGUCCGGUUCAAGCACAAGGACUAUUUUAUGUUACUUUCACCUCUAUAUCAGUAACUUUUUGUUGACUAUUUGCAUUCCGACAAUAAGUGAAGGUUAUCAUUCUUCAUCAUUCGUCUCGAGUCUGGAUCAGCUCUGAAAUAGUCACCAUCAACAAUGAUUUCGUUUUUUUUAAAUAAUUUUCUUCUUCUUUUUUUUCCAGAAAAUU
Eruca vesicaria subsp. sativa (arugula) is the source of this 4023-nucleotide messenger RNA. NCBI's taxonomy places the organism in Eukaryota, Viridiplantae, Streptophyta, Magnoliopsida, Brassicales, Brassicaceae. The record is from the annotation of a GenBank genome assembly.